AUGCCGAUGAUGAUGAUCAACAAACCUGGGCAGCACAGAGUGAAGAAAAUGGGUUUUUUACCUUUUGAAACUUUUUCUGAAUUGGGAGCCUUGAUAAAGUUGAAAUACUUCCACAAGCUUCCUGAAAUUGAUAGGAGUGAUGAAUCCGUCAAAUUUUGUUAUGACAAGUUGAAUCAAGUAUCGAGGUCGUUUGCAAUGGUCAUUCAGGAGCUUCCAGAAGAAUUGAAACAUCCUGUCGUCAUCUUUUAUCUCGUUUUGAGAGGUCUCGACACGGUAGAAGAUGACACUGAGUAUCUCAAAGAUGACGUUGCUGCCAAGCAUCAUUUAUUACAAACAUUCUAUCAAAAGAUUCGUGAUCCAAACUUUUACUUGGACAAUUGUGGAGGAAGCCUUCAUGCCACUCGACACUAUAAGGAUUUAAUGUUGAAUUUCCAUCAUGUGUGCAAGGUAUUCCUUCGAUUGGAUGGAAAAUAUCAACGUGUCAUUGAAGAUGUGACCAUGAAAAUGGGAUGUGGCAUGGUCAACUACUUGGGCAUGACUGGAGUCGAUACCAUGUCGGACUAUGAUGAAUAUUGUCACUAUGUGGCUGGUUUGGUUGGUAUUGGUCUCUCUGAAAUGUUUGUUGCCUAUGGUGAAGAUAAGGAAGCUUUCUUCAAGCCAGGCACGAGUGGUACCUCCACUGAACACAUCAAGAAAUCCCUCUCAAACUUGAUGGGACUCUUCCUUCAAAAAGUUAAUAUUAUUCGUGACUAUGCUGAAGAUAUUUUGGAAGGUAGGACCUUCUAUCCAACCAGUUCAUUCCAACAAUUUGGCUUGAAGCAAGUGACAGAUUUGGCAAAGAAAGAAAAUUUACCAGAAGCCCUUCAAACUCUCAACUAUCUCGUCACAAAUGCUCUUUCCCAUGCUCCAGAUUGUCUCGAAUACAUGUCCAAAGUGAAAGAUCCAAAAGUUUUCAGUUUUUGUGCCAUCCCUCAAGUCAUGGCAUUUGCCACACUCGUUGAAAUUUAUAAUAAUCCAAAUGUAUUUGUGAAGAAUGUCAAGAUGAGAAAAGGCCUCACUGCCCGAAUUUUCAUGGAAACAAAAUCCUAUGAGGACGUACAAAAAUGGUUUGCCACUCUCUCCGAAGACUUGAAGGUUAAACUUGCUUCAAACAUGCAGGAUCCUUCUGCAAAAGAAACAGAACAAAUUUUGGAAACAAUUUUAAAGAAGGCCGGAUACAAGACAAAAAGUAGAGGUCUCUCAUUUACCAAAGGUUUUGGUAUUGCUUCUUUGCUGACUGCUCUCGUUUAUUGGACUCUUUACGGAAAACCACUUUCGAAUUUUUUAGGAAAUAUUAAUUCUUCACUGUUGCGACGAUUGUUGGGAGGAUUUGUCAAGCCAUCAUCAGGAAAGACCGCUACGCCAUCUGUUUCAGUUAAUUCUGCAUGA
Molecule: messenger RNA, 1428 nt
Organism: Naegleria fowleri
Lineage: Eukaryota; Heterolobosea; Eutetramitea; Acrasida; Naegleriidae
Exons: 3
Coding region: 1-1428 (475 amino acids)
Biological process (GO): farnesyl diphosphate metabolic process; lipid biosynthetic process
Cellular component (GO): endoplasmic reticulum membrane
Molecular function (GO): squalene synthase [NAD(P)H] activity
Source: RefSeq, a predicted model, not a curated record